UCACCUUCGCAUUUCUCAAUUCUCUCUUUGAGACGCUCUUCUCUUUCUCUUUCUAUCUCUCUACCUCUUCAGACCCAUAUUUUUUUAGAUCUGAGAGAUGUCGUCGGCCACUAGUACAACGACGUCGUAUUGGUGUUAUAGAUGUACCCGGUUCGUUCGGAUUUGGGUAAACGAAUCGGUCGCCUGUCCCCACUGCCAAACCGGGUUUUUAGAAGAGAUUGAGUCAACACCUUCGCCAGCGCCGGAGGCGGUUGCGGAGACUACUCACCGCCAUCCUUUCGCAGCAACUUAUAUGUUCGGUGAAGAAUCUGCUCAAAUCCCGAGUUCGCGCAGGGUUCGCCGUGGCUCUUCUCGCCGAUCCGCUUUCAACCCGGUAAUCGUCCUACGUGGCACCGCUGAGGAAAGCGGUGGUGGUGGUUCGGGUGAGGGAGAGAGGAAUAGCUUCGAGUUGUUCUACGACGACGGUGCUGGUUCGGGUCUCCGGCCUCUUCCGGCGAGUAUGUCUGAGUUUUUAAUGGGUUCUGGUAUGGAUAGGUUGUUGGAACAGCUUGCUCAGAUUGAAGUUACUGGUUUCGGGAGAUCCGAGAACCCGCCGGCCUCCAAAGCUGCGAUAGAGUCGAUGCCGACGAUUGAGAUCGUCGAUAGUCAUGUAGGUUCAGAAUCGCACUGUGCCGUAUGUAAGGAAGCUUUCGAGCUGGGUACGGAGGCCCGCGAAAUGCCCUGUAAACACAUCUACCACUCGGACUGUAUCCUCCCAUGGCUUUCUCUCCGAAACUCUUGCCCAGUUUGCCGACUCGAGCUUCCGCCGGAGCAAACCACAGCGAAUCCAGAGCUGUCGCCGCCGGCUGUAGACGAAGAGACUGUUGGGUUGACUAUUUGGAGGCUUCCGGGAGGUGGGUUCGCCGUUGGGAGAUUUUUUUCCGGCAGAAGAGGCGGCGAGAGAGAAGUACCCGUCGUCUAUACAGAAAUGGAUGGGGGGCUCCAUUCGGGUGGGGCUCCGAGAAGGGUUUCAUGGGUAUCGAGAAGAAGUAGAGGAGGGCGAGAGAGUCGUGGAAUCGGCAGUGUUUUUCGAAACAUGUUCUCGUUUUUGGGGAGAAUAAGGCCCAAUUCUACUUCUUCUUCAUCAUCAUCGACUCGCACUGAAUCUGAAUCUGGUUCUCUUAAUCGAAGCCGUAGUUACUCAAUUGGUUCAGUGUUCAGUAGGCAUAUGCGGAGGCGUAACAGAGCUUGGGUUUUAGAUGAUCAGACUGGAAAUGAACGGUGGUGAUUUUCUUGAAAAUACUAGACCAACAAAAAAAAGGGACAAAUUUUGUUGAUUGUUAUGUGCCCCCUAAUUUGGGUUUUCCAUAGGAAGCUUUUUCUUUUUGGGUUGAAGGUGUUUAAUUUGUUUAAUUACUGUACAUAUGCCAUUUAAUUCGAUAAAUUACUAAACUUUAAACCUAGUUCUUUUGAAGCCUA
This is a messenger RNA of Humulus lupulus (European hop), 1458 nucleotides long. RefSeq names its product E3 ubiquitin-protein ligase RDUF2. The coding region runs from base 98 to 1267 and encodes 389 amino acids. Gene Ontology annotation, cellular component: cytoplasm. The record is from RefSeq and is a predicted model, not a curated record. The transcript has a single exon. NCBI's taxonomy places the organism in Eukaryota, Viridiplantae, Streptophyta, Magnoliopsida, Rosales, Cannabaceae. Gene Ontology annotation, biological process: protein ubiquitination. Gene Ontology annotation, molecular function: ubiquitin protein ligase activity.